Molecule: messenger RNA, 5240 nt
Organism: Helicoverpa armigera (cotton bollworm)
Lineage: Eukaryota; Metazoa; Arthropoda; Insecta; Lepidoptera; Noctuidae
Exons: 3
Coding region: 124-447 (107 amino acids)
Source: RefSeq, a predicted model, not a curated record
CUUGACAGACUUGACAUUUCCGAUAAAAAUGACAUUUUCACGAAUGGAGGAAAUGGUCGGUUUGCUCAACUCUGUUGUUUUCUUUUAGAUUUUGACUAAAAAAUUAAUAGGUGUGACUCAAACAUGACUGACAAAGAAAUUUCAGUGGAGGAACUCGAGGAAACGGUGAAGCGUACAGACGAACAGCUGGACAUGAUGGAGUGGAAGAUGGACAACGUGGAGAAGGAGCUGGUGGCGCCCAUCAACACGCAGGACAUGUGUAUCAUGCACCUGCUCAAGUCCGUCUCCGAGGUGCGGUCGGACUACCAGCAGCUGAGGCGCGAGCUGGUGGAGGUACAGGCUCUGCAGCGAGAGCUCUCCUCGAGGCUGCGCACACAGCUGCGGCUCGUCCACGGCAAGUUCGCGCGACUCCGGCAGCGCCUCGCCGCCGCCUCCCCACCGCGCUGAACACGCUCCCACAAUCACCCCUCUCAUGUCUUACAAAUCUUUAGUGACGGACACCUGGGUCGGACUUAGAAAUUUCUGUGAACCCUUCUUUUCAUUGUAAACGAGGAAAAAUGGAAAUUAUGCACCCAAAACGGGUGAUGCGAGUAACGAAAUUCGAAAAAAAAUCUUGAAUUUGUUUCGAAGUUCUGAUUAGAUGAAGUAUGGUUAUGGUUAUGAAAAUUUGUAAAAAUAUUACAUGCCCUGUGCAGUGAGAUGUUUUCUAUGUUAUUAUUAAAUUGUAAUAUGUAAUUGCUUUUCGAUGUUGAGUUUUGUGUUUGUAUAUUGUAUUUUUACGGAGUUGUGUGGACUGUUUUGAUAUAUAUUUUUAUAGGUAGUUGUCUGGGCCUAAUUAAUGUUUGUUUUGAUUCGAUGUGCAAUAUUUUUGUAUUCUAAAAUUGUUACAAAUGUCUAAAACGUUAAAAAAUAUAUUCUAAAUUAUGAAGUAACUCCAAAAUCCUGUUGAGAUGUUCGUGAAGACAUGAGAGGCCUUGCCUCCUGAAGCUAUCUACUUAAAGUGAUUAGUAUCAUUAGUGCCCUAUAGUAUAGUUUGAGGUAAUCGUAACUAUGUGCCAACGUACCCUAGAUGUACCUAACGAUAAGCACGACGGCACUUACUGUCUUGAUCUCACACCGACGCUUUGGCGAUGUCGAAAGAAGAACAUUUUUUUUCAACAAAUAGGCAUGUUUAGAUAUUAUAUACUUUUUUUGCAGAAAAUUAAUAAGUAACCAAACCUUGACUUUCUGUUUGGUUAAAUCUCUCAUUGAAAACAAUAGUUUUAUGCAUAUUUAUGAGUAAAUUUGCGUUCGAAAGUGGCCUACGGGUCAUAAUUUCUGUCCUACUAAUUUUUACAAGUUACUUCCGAGAGACAGACAUCGCCGCGCGUCAUACUAGUCCAUAACCGUUUAGUUACUGUUAGAGUCAAUAGUUUGUGUGUUUGUUCGUAGUAAGUCGGUGCUAAGAGUCGAAAUGUACGUGUUGUGGAGAUAAAACAGUUAAAACCAGCUAGAAAUCAGUAACCCAAAAAAGGGGAUAUGGAAAACUACUAUUAAGAAAAAAGUUGUGGUAACGAAGAAAUUAUAAGAUUAUCAAUUUUGGUGUAAGUGAUAUUUAAAUCUCGAAAAUGUCUAAAUUAAUUUUGGUAGAUAGGUUAUGUCCUGGUUUUUCUAAAAAGAGGUUUUACUAUCGAGUCAGUUUGUACGAAGGUUUUAGGUAAAUAUGUCGGGUAUGAGAGAAAUGUUAAGAAUGGUUGAUCCAAACACUCGUGGAUAGCAAUAUUUGACCUUAGAAUCAAAUUACGAGGUCAAUUUCAAAGCGCAGAUGGAACGAAUUUAAACACGAGUGCUAAACGAAUAAUGAUAAUAAUGUAGUUGAAUUUUAGUACAUUUUUGUUAACUUUUUUUUCUUAGUUUUUUUCUUAGGCUUCGCAUCGAUUUUCAAUCACAGGGGGGAGACGACAUAUUAAAUAAAAUACAUACGUUUAGCAUUAAAUUACAGCACUAUUUCCAUAGUCACAAAAAGUUUAAUAAAUUAUAGGAAUAUCCAUGUUGGCCGCAUCUCCCCUUUAAGGUACUAUUUAGACUAUUAAGACUUAAAUGGUCUACCAAUGUUCGUCUCCUGCCUUAAUAUGCAUGUUAUUUAGCUAAAUCAUUCGAUUAUCGAAUAGAAAUUAUCGAUUACGCUUGUAUACCUACUAUACUUCGAUUUUCAAAUGUGUUUUAAAGUCUGUGCACACCAAAUAUAAUUAAAGUAUAAGAAAUUUAAAGUAACAUUUUUGGAUAUUUGGUGUGUAACAGCCUUCAUUAUUUAUCCAUUUGAUAAAAAUAUUGUUUUGCUUAUCCACCUUUUUCUAAAAUAUGCUAUUUCUUUUUUUUUAUUUAUUGUGUAGGCCCCAGCGUUUAUUGCAAGGAAACCACGAAAAGUUUCACUUUAACUAAAUGUCUCUUUUAUAUCAUUAAUUUAUUGUAUUGUGUCUACGUUUUUAAAAAUAAUUAUAUAUAUCAAUAUUAGCCUAUUUAAUACGAUGGGGCCUACACGAUUUCAGCAAUUUAUUUUUUCUAUCCACCAGUUUAUAGAAUAGUUUUUUUAAGGUUCAUUCCCAAGAGGACCUCUUUUAAUUUUCAUAAAUAAGACUGUCAACGUCUUCGGGCGUAAUAUCUCAGUUAGUAGCGUAAGUACCGUCAGCAAUAUAAUUCACAAUUUUAGCAAAUUAUCGCACAUAUCAAGCACUCGCAUGUUUUUAUCGUAACACGUUUAAUUAUUGCUCUAGUUAGGACGGUGGGUACGAAAUUAUAAAGGUUUUGCGUUCAAAGAGCUCCUGUCAAUAGAAUAGGGAUGGGAACACUUUGAACGCGAAGUAUCGAUAUUUUUGUCCGUUUGCCAGAUGAGGGCUUUUAAUAUUACGAAAAAGUAUUAUUUUUUUAGUUCAAAAAUCUUUAUUUAGACCUUAAAAUAAUUGCUUAAAUUUUUAAGUAAAUCAUGCUCAAAUGUUAGUAUAAAAAUUAAAUUCGAAGCUCUCAUCUAGCGAACGCACAGCUCACCUAAAAUUAGUCAAAAUACUAGUUUGUAGUUUAAGAAAAAUACAUGUCUGAUACUAUGUCUAAGUAAUGUCUAAAUUACCAAGUAUACCUGAUUUAUCUAGACUAGAUUAGUUAUAGACUCAAUAUGGUUUUUGAUAUAGUUUUACAAUAAAGGGAAGAGGGAUCGGACGUAAACAGUAAAUUGAGGAUAGAGAUGGGAUAGUCGGUAUCGAUAGAUUUACCUAUCACUUCUUUUUUUAUAAAAUCUAUACAUAAAUAAAGCACUAUAUAAAUUCGUCAAGUAUAUUCAAAUAAUACUUAUUCUAAUAUAUAUAAGUAUUUAUGAUUCUAACCUAUCAUCGACGAUUUGAAGACAAUGCGUUGGUUUAAAGUCAUGUUUGAGUUAAUCUAUCGAUAUCGACAAUGACCCCACACAAUAGCCAGUGGUUAAUUAUCUUGGAAUCAAAAAUACGCAGUAAUUGACUAGCGGGUCGCAGUUGUGUUAGUUUAGCUGUUGAUUAGAACUCACUAGUGUCAGUGUUGUUAACGACUUCUAAAGUCUUUAGGCUCUUUAGUGCAUGACUCUUUUGUUUUGAAGGGUUUUAUUUUGACUGCAAGACUGUACAAAGCAGGACCCUUUAAUUAUAUUAAACAUCUGGUUUAGUUAUGUCUACAUUGCAUCAAUUGGAGUGUAUUUUCUGUUCUACGUUCAGUUUCUGCAACUCAAACCACAUUUAACAAACUCUGUAUUGGCUACUUACACAGUUACAGCUUGACUUAAGCAAAUAGUAGAAGUUCUGCAAUGUACUUAUUUAACAAGUCAAAUACAUUGCUCCUUCUUGGCAGUCAGGAUAGUCCUGUAGCAGUAUAUUGAAGUUUAAACCCAGAAUAUUACAAGAGCUAACGAAUCACCUGGUUUCUUCACAAACCAAAUUAGGUCCAGAUUCAUCGACAGUAAAAACGUCCGUUUUUCUCAGUUGUCUGGUUUUUUCAGUCGUUUGAAAUUGAACGCGAAAAAUCCGACUUUUGUAUUGUCGAUGAACUUGGCCUUGCUUUUACAGUUCAUAAUAAAGCCUAUUAAUUCUUAAUAUAGAAUUAAAACAUUUCAAUGAUUACAUAGAGUAGUUAGAAGCAGACUUAUUUUUCUAUGCAUCGUACUUCACCGCUAGAGGUAACGUCCGCACUAAGCACCAAUGUAUUCCUAUGAACAGUCGCGUUGUGAUUAUCUAUAUGGCUGUAUAAGUUAUAUUUCUUGGACCUAGAGAAUUUUCCAAUGCUUUCCUGCCGAGGUAAAAAGUGGGGGGAAACAUGCGAAUAUGACCAGAAGAGGUCUUUUGUUGAGAUUCGAAUAUACAAUCGGAUAAUAAGGAUAGUUGGUAAAUUCUCUAGGUCUAUGUUAUUUUCUGGUUGUAUUUAUGACGCAUGCGCACAGCGCCCGCGACAUCCAUCAUUUGUCCUAAUGUAUUAUAGCUAAAUAAGCAAUUUCAAUAAUAAUUUCAUGAAUUUGAAUUUUAUUUGGCAUUCGGCAUCCUGAAAAAUCGUCGUGAAUAUUAAACCUUAAAGUUAUAAAAUAUACCUUAUUUUGACCCAAUUUGGAUGUCGCUGGUGUGUUUAGCACAGAAUCAAGAAAUACGCUUACUCAAUUAUUCGCUUGUAAUGAAAUAUUAAGUAUUUUUUCGAUUAUAAAGUAAAAAUGAAAAUAUUCAAUUAAUCGCUCAUUAUUAGCGUACCACUGUUAAAAAUCUAAAAUCUUGUAAAAUCCCAUUUUGUAUUUAUAUCGAUCCCUGAGACUUCGAAGUUAUCUUUCUCUCGAUCUAUCGGACCCCUGGGUACUGUCUCGAUGUCCAAUGUAUGACAAUAUUAUUGUGCACACUAUUCCUAUCUAAUGUAGUUUACUUUUUUAUAUUUCGCCCUAGAUUUUUGAAAUCAUGAAGGAAAGUAUUGGAAUUUAUCCUAGGAAAUUAAUAAAAUAUCGGUAUCACAAUGCAAACAGUGCAUAAUUGAGGCUUUCCAAAAUAAACCUUUGUGAUUUAAAAAAACUAAGCGAAUGACUAUAGACUUAUGUCGAUAUCGAUAAAUUAUUAUCGAUAACUUGUGUUGUAUUCUGUAGACACUAAAUUAGUACUGAUAUCGUUUGAGAACGCAAUAUAUUUUCUAUGUUCCUUAGGUAUGUUCUAACCGUUAUAUUUGAAUACCCAAUUUCGAAUUUGUUUACAAAUAAAGAAUAUUUUACGGUU